Messenger RNA from Penaeus monodon (black tiger shrimp), 2686 nucleotides. Its product is annotated as glycine N-methyltransferase-like. NCBI's taxonomy places the organism in Eukaryota, Metazoa, Arthropoda, Malacostraca, Decapoda, Penaeidae. Gene Ontology annotation, cellular component: cytosol. Gene Ontology annotation, molecular function: glycine N-methyltransferase activity; glycine binding; identical protein binding. Gene Ontology annotation, biological process: one-carbon metabolic process; regulation of gluconeogenesis; S-adenosylmethionine metabolic process. The record is from RefSeq and is a predicted model, not a curated record.
AGGUUGCGCGGUUGCACGCACAGCUGAUAUGCCCCCAAACAAAGUUCCCAACAGUUGGCAACAGCUGAGGAGGAGCUCACCUUAAGAGUAGAUAGUAGAGAGUUGUUUACAACAAGGUGCACGUACCAGAAAUAACUGGUUUCAGUAGAAGGAAGACACAAAGACAGCUCCCUGGCAGACCUUCAAGCAAGGAGCCGCACGGAAGGUCACUCGGUCGCAGGGAGCGGCGAAAGAAGGGCGCAGUGGCAGUGCUCGCGGGUGUGUGAGUCUGUGGUCCUCUAAUUAAAGAGAUCUAUACUUAGGAUUUAAAGAGAAUACAGAACACACAUCACCAUGACUGAUAACAGGGUUUACCGAACCCGUACCUUAGGUAUCCCAGCUGUAGGCUUGAAAGAUCAGUAUGCAGAUGGCACAGCAGCCAAACUAUGGGAACUGUAUAUUGGAGACAAGAACAAGAGGACUGACAUUUACAGAGACUUCAUUGUGAGCAUGCUUAGAAAGAACAAUUGCAAGAAUGUUCUUGAUGUUGCUUGUGGUACUGGAGUGGACAGCAUCAUGUUGCUGGAAAACGGUUUCAAAGUAACCAGUGUGGACCUGUCAGACAAGAUGCUGAAGUAUGCAUUGAAAACCCGUUGGAAGAGACGCAAGGAGCCAGCCUUUGAUGACUGGGUUAUUGAAGAGGCAAAUUGGUUAACCCUUAUUGAUGACAUUGAAGGCACUGGUACAUUUGAUGCUGUGGUCUGCCUUGGAAAUUCCUUUGCUCAUCUUCCAGAUAUGACAGGAGAUCAGUCUGAGCAUAAGCAAGCCAUAAGCAACUUUGCACAGAUGGUGAAACCAGGGGGAAUACUUGUCAUUGAUCAUCGCAACUACGACCACAUUAUUGACACUGGCUCAGCACCAACACACAAUAUAUAUUAUAAUAGUGAACAUGUCCAGGAUAUCAAAACAUCAGUUCUGUAUGUGAAUGGGAAGGCCUCACUUGUCACGUUGGACUAUGUGAUGGAUGUUGGUGAUGCUAAGAGGUGCGAAACAGAUUCGGAGAUUGCCAAGAAAGGCAGAUUAGAAGGACAAACAAGGAGUAAUUUCCGCUUGUCCUACUACCCUCACCGUGUUGCACGGUUUGGGGAAAUUCUUAUGGAAGGUUUUGGCACAGGAGCAAAACACCAAGUCUAUGGAGAUUUCAAGCCAAUUGGAGAAAUUGAAGACCCAGCUUUCUACAUUCAUAUAAUUUCUAAAAAAUCAUAAUGUACAGAUCAGUGGUGUCCCCUGUCCCUGUUGAAAUAACUGUGAAUAUGCUCAGGGGACAGCAAAGGCAAUCAUUCCCUGUUACAUUGGCUGUGGGUGUAAAUGUUGAGUACUCUUAUGGCUAUGGAUUUAAUACUUGUAAAGUGCUUUAUUAAUUGGUAAAUUUUCCAUCAUACAGAUGUAUGACCUAGUCACAAAUUGAAUGCUUAUUUUGGUUGUUAUUCAGAUUAAUGAAAUAGGUGUGAUAAAAGUGAGAUCACAAUUCUCUUUACAAGGAACAGGAGUAGAGUAUAUUCCCUUAGUUGCUGCCUUCUCUACAAUAUUGUGCCCUAUUGUGUUACCUGGUUUACUUUUUAAUGUCCUUGUACAUGAAUAAUAAUCAUGAGGUACUUUGCAUGUUAAAGACUUUAGUGUGGAACUUGUUAGGAGUAUUCUAUGUAACACAAGGCAUCAAAUAUAAAGAGAGCAUAAACUUAUUGCAUUUUGCAAUGACACAUUUUGUGGUGUGCAUUUCUGUGUCAUAGUGAACAUUUGACCAUGACAUUGUCUUAGCAGUCAGCAUGCCUAUAUAAUAGUGCUAAGUUGAAUCAGUAUCCUAUUCUCUGUUAUAUUAAUGGGAGUCUAGGAACCCAAGUGCCUCAGUUGUGUUAGGAAUCUUACUGGGAGUUUUUCAUAAUAGGGAUGGAAGGUAUAGUAUCUUUAUUUUUGAGUAGUUUUUGUGGUAACAUCAUUACUAUUUUUAUCUUCCUCAUAUUUUUGGUUAAAAGAUCCUUGGCAUUAUUAAUUAAUAUUUGCUUCAUGGCACUUCUACUUGAGGUAAAUGUAAUACCAUGCAACUUUCAUGCCCUAAAUUUUGAGAUGUGCAAAUGCCCAUUAACAUAUUUCCCUCUGAUUUAGAAAUGGUACUUCAAUUUAUGAGUAGUUAUCAGUUCAAGGUUUAUUUUCAAUAUAUUGUAAAACAGCAAUUUAUUGGCAAGAGACUGUGGCACACUUGAUCUCUCUAAGUGAAGAUUUAGUCUUUUGUUAUUGCUGGCCUGGGAACCAGUGUAGAGAGACCACUAUAAUGGCAUCGUUUUCUUGGUGUCUCCAUUAUUCUUCAAGGCUUGAAGUUAAUGAUCCAGAUUUUACUGGAUAUUAUCUAUAUGUGUUUCAUAAUCAUGUACAGUGAUUGGGAGUGGGUUAUGUGUGUGAAGCUUUUUUUUCCUCCCCAAGGUUAGAAGUAUUAACCUUUUCUUUUAUUAUCUUUUUAACUGUUCAGUAAAUGAACUCCUAAGAAUUUAUGCUAUCUUCAUAGUUUAUCUGAAUAUAUGUUUUAUAUUAUCUGUUUGUGAGGUGGCAAAGGCUGUAUUGUCAUGCAGAACUUUUUAUUUUUUAUCCAUAUAAUGGUCAACAUUCCAUGAUUUUGUAGGGUUCUAUAUGCAAAAUAAAAUUAUAUACAAAA